Messenger RNA from Linum trigynum, 723 nucleotides. Lineage: Eukaryota; Viridiplantae; Streptophyta; Magnoliopsida; Malpighiales; Linaceae. The record is from the annotation of a GenBank genome assembly.
AUGACCCGUAGCCAGUCGGGAGAUCUACUACCAUUAGACCAGGAGCUUGAACGAACCUGCAUGAACUUCAAGCGGGCUCUAAAGGCGCGACUGGAUGCGAAAGAAGAGCUAGCACAGCUGCAGAUCAAAGAAGAAGAAGAAGAAGAGAUGGGGGAUCCACAGGACCAUGAUGUGGUCCUUCCUGAGGAGCAGACCAUGGGAUAUUACUGGACCGCAAGGGCCGCAGACAUGAGGUCACCAAUUCAACACCCUCAUGUCCCAGCCAACAAUUUUGAGUUGAGCACCUCAGUAAUCACCAUGCUGCGCGGUUUAGUGGUGUUCCGUGGCAAAGAAGGGGAGUGCCCCCGAUCACAUCUCAGGCGAUUCCACGAGCUCAUCGAUGGAAUCAAGAUAAAUGGGAUCCCAGCAGAUGCCAUCAAGCUGAGGUACUUCCCAUUCACCCUGGAGGGGCAGGCCAAGGAGUGGCUAGACACUCAACCUCCAGGCUCUAUCACCACGUUCGCCAACCUGGCGGACAAGUUCCUCACCUGCUACCAUCCUCCAUCCAUGACGGCGGACCUGCAGAAGCAAAUUACCCAUUUUGCUCAGGAUGAGGAUGAGACCAUCAGGGAUGCUUGGGAGAGAUACACCAGUCUCUUCCUCAAGUGUCCCAACCAUGGUUUACUGAUGCCUUCAAGGUGGGAACCUUCUACCAUGCUCUCUUCCCGGAGGACAAGCAGCUGA